AUGACAACAGCCUCAGACCCAUGGGUGAUUGUUGUUGGAGCAGGGCCUUCCGGUCUUCUCCUAGGACUGCUCCUAGCACAGCAAGGGAUCGCUGUGCACCUUAUUGAUCAGUCUGAUAAGCUUGAUGAACAACCAAGAGCAACUCAUUACGCCACGCCAGCCGUGUCCGAGCUGAGGCGAGCUGGUGUCACAGACGACCUUCGUGCAGCAGGAUUCAUACCGAAUACGAUAUGCUGGCGGAAGUUAGAUGGUACUUAUCUUACCGGUCUGGAUUCCAGGGUUCUUGGGGAUGAUCCUGAUCGGAUGAUAUGCCUACCAUUGAAUAAAGUCUGUCAAAUACUGUAUAACCACUUGACUCGACAUCCAUCUGCGACGGUGUCUUGGGGACAAAAGGUUGUCUCCAUUGGACAGGACGAAAAUACGGCCUGGGUAGAUGUUGACACGCCGCAAGGCCAGAAGACUCUCCACGCGAAAUAUAUUGUUGGAUGUGAUGGUGCGAACAGUCGGGUACGGCGCUCCCUGUUUGGAGACUUUCCUGGCAAAACCUGGGACCAGCAGAUAGUUGCUACAAAUACAUACUACGACUUCGAGAAAUUUGGCUGGGAGGACUCGAAUUUCAUAAUACACCCUGAGCACUGGUACAUGGCUGCCAAAAUCACCAAGGAUGGUCUCUACCGCGUGACGUAUGGGGAACUUCCUGGUCUUACGAACGAAGAACUACGUCAACGUCAGCCAGAGAAGUUCAGAACCAUGCUGCCAGGCCACCCUGAACCGGAAGAAUACAACAUUGUCAAUUUCAGUCCUUAUAAGAUUCAUCAACGCGUCGCCCCUAGCAUGAGGGUCGGAAGAUUCUGUCUAGCUGCAGAUGCCGCACACCGCAAGUCACUUCUCUCCCCUGUCGUAUGUAAUCCUUUCGGUGGCAUGGGAUUGACCAGCGGCAUCGUCGAUGUGGGUGGGCUAUUUGAUUGUCUCCUCGGGAUUCACGAAGGCGGUGCCGACGAGUCGAUAUUGGACAAGUACUCUGAGAUCCGGCGUCAGAAAUACCAUGAGAUCAUUGAUCCCAUUUCGAGUCAGAAUAUCCUGCGGCUGUUCGACCAGGAUCCAGAGACGGCUCUCGAAAACGACGAGUUCUUGCAAAUAUUGAAGCGAGGAGAGCAAGAUCAUGACUUUGCCAGAGAAGUUCAACUCGGUAUCAACCGCUUGAAGCAUGAUUUCACUCAAUACUAUCACCAGCCUCUAAGGACUGGGACUGACAAGUUUGCCGGAAAUCUCUCUCCAGCGCAUGAUAUUCCCCUCCAAGCAGCUGCUAUUGGUGUAGCAGAUUGA
Messenger RNA from Exophiala aquamarina CBS 119918, 1326 nucleotides. RefSeq lists its product as uncharacterized. Gene Ontology annotation, molecular function: 3-(3-hydroxyphenyl)propionate hydroxylase activity; FAD binding. The transcript is spliced from 3 exons. Gene Ontology annotation, biological process: 3-(3-hydroxy)phenylpropionate catabolic process. The coding region runs from base 1 to 1326 and encodes 441 amino acids. Lineage: Eukaryota; Fungi; Ascomycota; Eurotiomycetes; Chaetothyriales; Herpotrichiellaceae. The record is from RefSeq and is a predicted model, not a curated record.